AUGGUGAGUGAGAUGGGCAUAUUCCGAUGUGUAGCCUACUCCACAAAUAUCAUGAUAUCAAGUGUUUCAUGUUUUACCGUUACAGCUACCCACAGCUACCUGAAAGACACAACACUGUUAGUCUCAUUGGUGGUGGCUGUCGGUGGGUGUUGGUUCGCCUACGUCCAGCAUAGAUAUUCUCAGUCCCACAUCAAGCAGAUGCUGGGGGACAUGGAAGGGCUUCAGAAGGCUGAGGAUGCACUCAGUGAAAUGCAGGAAAAAUUAGACAAAGCCCAGGAAGAGCAUCAAACUGCAAUCAGGGAGAAGCAGACCAUAGAAGCUAAGCUGACUGAUCAGAUAUCAAGGGCCAUGCAGGAGGCAGAGAGGUUGAGAGAAGCAAGGAAAGCAGACGUGAAGGAUGGAGGCUGCAACACGCAAGUUGAGCUGGAAGAGAAACUAAGACUAGCUGAAGAGGAAUUAACACAGCUACGGAAUGCAUUACAAGAGGCUGAGAGGCGAUUAGAAAGUGGCAGUGGAUGGCGCCCGCCAGCAGUCUUACAGCAGUGGCUCCAGCUGACCUACGAGACAGAAAAGAAAUUCUACUCUUUUAAGAAGACUGCAGCUGAUAAACAGCUCCGUGAAGCCAAGGAUGUGGUUGAAAAGAUUCGUAAAAAGCGAGGAACAUUCAUGGGUUCAUUCCGCAUUGCCCAUGGUAACAUUUUAGACGAUGUAGAUGCACGAAUAGUCAAUGCAAGGUCUGCUCUGGCAGAGGUCACUACGGAGCUGAAGGAACGGUUACAUCGCUGGGCAAUGUUGGAAGGGCUGUGCGAUUUCAAUAUCAUCAAUAAUCCAGGCAUCCACCAUUUAAUUACAACGCUUGGUGUUACUAUGCCUGAAUCCUCCACAAAGUCAGUGAGGAGCGCCCUUGCAUUUGGAGGUUCCAUCGGUGCGGCCAUGGUGGUGGGAAGUUUAGCCCAUGUGGAAGCCAAUGCCCCCAUGGGCCUUGAUGAAUGUGAUGAGGAUAUGCCACCACCACCAACAUACAUGUCAGCUGUCUCAGCUGGUGAUACCAUGCCUCACCAGUCACUACAAACAUCCAGUACUCUCUGCCUUUCUGAAGACAAGCUGAGCAUAAAGAAAUCUAAAAGCACCAACAACAUAGCCAGCUAUGGAUCUACACUGAGUCUGAUCCAGGCCUCCAACGCAGCAGUCAAGGCCAAGACACCACCCCCACAGAGCAGCAUGCACCAUACUGACCCUCCGAAAUUCACAGAAGCACUUUCAACUCAUAAGAAGCCUGACGGCAGCAGUACAUCUGGUAUUCAUUCCACCAACAGGCCUCAGAGGCUCCAUGUAUCCCAUUCAGAAAACGCCCUAGCCAGCUUGGUAGUUGGCACAGAGAAUGACAAGAGGCACAAUGAGUCAGCUAGAGGGCACGAGAGCAGAAAAUCCAAGAAAGACUCCAAAAAAAGUAGCUCAUCACAGCAGGAUGGUGACACAGACAGCCUCGAGAUGGAGGAAGAGAGAAAGAAGAAGAAGCGGUUGAGGAUACCAGGCAUGUCCGCUAGUAGCAAAAUCGAAAGGCUCAAAACAUGUUAAUGAACCAAAAACGGGCUCCCAGCCUGACGGUAGCUUAAAUGUUGAACCUCUGAAAUUUAGUGAAUCAAAUCAGUAGGAAUAAUACAGUGCCUUUUGUGUUAAAUUUACUCUUUGGUUGAAAAACAAAAGUUCAUGUUAAAGCGCGUAAUCAAUCUUUCAAAACAUUGUCUCCACAUUUACAACAAAAUUUGAAAAAAAUAGUAUGUGGAAACGAAAUUAGUUAACAUUCCCAAAAUAAUGUUAUUAAUCAAACACUUCAUUGUAAAUAUUUGUUGUGUGCUGUAAGGAAAGUCCCAGUAUGAAUACGGGGUAAAUGUCAAUAAUGGUUUUAUUGGCUGCUAGGAAAAAACAUGCAUCUCAAAAUUUUUACAUUUUUAGAUAAUAAACCUUUCUAGGGAAUAUGAAGGUGCUGUUUUCAUUUAGCAAAAUUUCAAAGUCGCACGAUAUUUAUUUUUCGGGUAAAUUUAUGACUUUUUGGCAUUUUUUCGGCAUUUCCCAAAUUUUCUACGGCAGAACAAUGUAUCUUACCAGAAGUAUUGUUUUGUUCAACAGCAAAACAAUGUAUCUACAUGUUGCUCCCUUUUUGCUUGAAGUUAAUUUUCCCAAAAUGCAGUUUUUUAUUUGGCAAAAAAAGGUUAAUUUGUAUUUGCAUUGCUCUUGCUAAUUUCAAUGACUUCUCUAAAUUAACAUCAAUCGGAGCAAAAGAAUGUAACUGAAUAUGCGUUGUAAGUUUCAUUUUCUAUGAAAAUUGAAUGCAUCUUAUAGAUGCUUUGUUUUUCCUUAGACGAUGUAUGCAUUCAAACCAAGCCAACUCAAAUUGCCUUGUUUUGCCACGAAAACCCUUCUUUCUAUUUCAACAUUCAAUCUUGUUUGCAUUGUUGUACUGAAAAAAAAAAUGCUGACGUGAGAAUGAAAUUCAUGUCAAAAAUUCGUGACGGUCGGGACAAAAUCCUUUUCCCAUGUAAUAUUUUGACAACAUAGGGCGCUAUAAAAUUUCGACUGCCCUUCAAAUAAAGAUCCAUUGUUUUGCCGUGGAAUGUAUCACAGAGUUGACAGUUUUGCUGCCUCUCAACCAAAGAUACAUUGUUUUGCCGUAAAAUUUCUGAAAAAGUGCUCUUGUCAAAACAAGAUGCAUUGUUUUGCCUUGGAAUGUGUAAACCACAUACGACAAAUAAUGCACGGCAUAAGAAUGCAACUUAAUAAAAAUGGUAAUAAGUAUAAGAAACCGAGCUUUUAACAGUCCAAAAAUUUCAGAAUAUAAAGAAAAUAUAACUGGCACAUCUGUGAACAAAGAAACACUGUUGUGUUUCUUUGUUCACAGAUGUGCCACAAAGAAACACUGUUGUGUUUCUUUGUUCACAGAUGUGCCAGUUAUAUUUUCUUUAUAUUCUGAAAUUUUAAAUCAUAAAAAUGGCAAAAGAUGGAACUUCAAAGUCUUUUUUCUCAAAAUGAUCAUGUUCGAGUUGCAUUGUUUUGCCUUGGAAGGGCCGUCGUCGCCUUAUGGAUGUUGCACAUUAAAUUAUAUUCAUUCAUAUUGUUACAUCCAGGAGUGAAACACUGGCAACCAAUGCAAGCAAGCAUUGCCAAUACCCCGUUUUCAUUCAAGACAACACAAACAGACUAAUUAAGUUGCCUAAAUGUUAGUAAUUUUUGUACUAUGCACAAUGUUCACUUUGCGAGAGUGAAUGUUGAGUGCCUCAGAUCCAUCUCAUACGACAGGUAGUCCGAUUCAAAGGUAUUGCAGUAGUUUUUUCUUCAGCUGUAGUGAUAUGAAUUAUUUUAUUAAGAAAAUACUUGGAAACACCAAAAAGCGUUUACUAAAAAAUCAUUUUAUUUCUCUAUUUGAAUCCAUUUUAGAAAUGUUUAGGAUGAAAACUUCCCAGUACCUUUUAACCUGAGAACAACUUCAGCGGUAAUAAGUGACAAGGUUGUUAAAGUUAUUGAUUUUUUGGUUGCUUGUGUGCGAUGGGUUCAUUCAUGGAUUUGGGGUUACCCAAAAUUCACGAAUUUUUCUUUGCUGGUUUAAUAAUGGCUCGGUUUUAUUCAGAAGAAUGAAAACUAAUCGUCAUAUUAGUCAUAGUGCCGGUUAUUGUUGGUUUCUCAUGUUUGUAAAUGGCUAAUUUGAAAGUUAUUUUGUGUCAUUAUUAUUAAAGAAACAAACUACAAGUCUUGAAACCUUU
Molecule: messenger RNA, 3758 nt
Organism: Patiria miniata (bat star)
Lineage: Eukaryota; Metazoa; Echinodermata; Asteroidea; Valvatida; Asterinidae
Product: stromal interaction molecule 2-like
Exons: 11
Coding region: 1-1578 (525 amino acids)
Biological process (GO): store-operated calcium entry; intracellular calcium ion homeostasis; activation of store-operated calcium channel activity
Cellular component (GO): plasma membrane; endoplasmic reticulum
Molecular function (GO): calcium ion binding; calcium channel regulator activity
Source: RefSeq, a predicted model, not a curated record